ACUGCAGACACAGUACAGGGAUGACCAGAGACUGCAGACACAGUACAGGGAUGACCAGAGACUGCGGACACAGUACAGGAGAUGACCAGAGACUGCGGACAUAGUACAGGGAUGACCAGAGACUGCGGACACAGUACAGGGAUGACCAGAGACUGCGGACAGUACAGGGAUGACCAGAGACUGCGGACAGUACAGGGAUGACCAGAGACUGCGGACACAGUACAGGGAUGACCAGAGACUGCGGACAGUACAGGGAUGACCAGAGACUGCAGACACAGUACAGGGAUGACCAGAGACUGCGGACAACAGUACAGGAGAUGACCAGAGACUGCGGA
Molecule: messenger RNA, 335 nt
Organism: Staurois parvus
Lineage: Eukaryota; Metazoa; Chordata; Amphibia; Anura; Ranidae
Source: the annotation of a GenBank genome assembly